Arachis stenosperma is the source of this 420-nucleotide messenger RNA. RefSeq lists its product as uncharacterized. The record is from RefSeq and is a predicted model, not a curated record. The coding region runs from base 1 to 420 and encodes 139 amino acids. The transcript is spliced from 2 exons. Lineage: Eukaryota; Viridiplantae; Streptophyta; Magnoliopsida; Fabales; Fabaceae. Gene Ontology annotation, biological process: system development.
AUGGGUUUGCUGACGGAUUUUUCUGCCGUUUUCAGAGAUAGAGAAAAAACAAGAAGGUUUUCAUCUCCAAGCAGAGUUGCAAUCUUCUUCUUUUGGGUCAUCUUAGUUUUUUCUCUUGUAACUUUCUUUUUGUCUAUUCACAAUGAAAGCGCCGCCGCCGUCCAAAACAGGAGCCGGAAUAGAAGUAGAAGUAGAAGCAGACAUUCAAUAAAGCCUUCAUCACCACCGUCGUUGCCGCCACAACUACAAGGAUCUUUAAGAGAUCAUAGUUUCAGCAGGGUGUUGUUCCAUGCACCAUUAUCAUCGUUUACAACUACCGUCAUGAAAACCAAAAAUGGUUAUUCACAACAACAUAGUAGUGUUGUUUAUGAGGAUGACAAAAGAAUAAUUCACACAGGUCCGAAUCCUCUUCACAACUAA